This is a messenger RNA of Ziziphus jujuba (common jujube), 1523 nucleotides long. Its product is annotated as L10-interacting MYB domain-containing protein. The record is from RefSeq and is a predicted model, not a curated record. The transcript has 3 exons. Lineage: Eukaryota; Viridiplantae; Streptophyta; Magnoliopsida; Rosales; Rhamnaceae. The coding region runs from base 235 to 1242 and encodes 335 amino acids.
UAAUUAAUCUCGACCCAGAAAAAAGGAAGAAAAAAGGAAGAAAAAGGAAGGUUUUGAAUUUACUUCAAUUUUUUUGGGAAAAAAAAUAAUAAUAAUAGUAAUUUUCUAUUAUUUUCCAUAUUGGGGUCCCGAAGAUAAUAAUCAUCCUCUUCGAGUUUGAUAAAAAACUGAGGCCCUACUUUCAUCAUCGUCUUAAAAAGUUGCUUCCUUUCAUCUCCAGUGGCUGCCUUGUGAAUGAAAGAUACUGGAGGCAUGGAAUCUGCUGGUGCUAUUUGUGGAAAGAGGCCAAAUGAUGGUUCUGCCACCUCCCUUUCUCUAUCAGGAGAGCAUAGUAUAGAAAUUAUAGACGUGGAAAACGAGCAUUUUUGUGAUGUGCCUGUAUCGAAGAGUGCUGAUAAGGCUCAGAAUAGACGAUCUAGAGCGAUUACCGGUGAACAGAGUUUAUCUAGCACAUCCACUCGGAAGGCAAGAGCCAAUUGGGCUCCUGCCAUCCACGAAGUUUUUGUUGAUCUAUGUCUAGAAGAGACUUUCAAGGGGAAUAAACCAGGGACACAUUUCAACAAAGAGGGUUGGACGAGCAUUCUUGAAUUGUUUCACAAGAAAACUGGUUUAAGGUAUGAUAGAUUACAAUUGAAGAACCAUUGGGAUGUCACCAAGGAACAGUGGAAAGUCUGGUGUAAGCUAAUUGGCACAGCUAGCAUGAAAUGGGAUCCAAUUACGAAUGAAUUUGGUGCAACAGAAGCAGAUUGGAGCAACUACUUACAGAAAAACCCGGAAGCUACACAAUUUCGUUUCGAAGAACUUCAGUGUGCUGACAAACUGGAAACCAUAUUUCAUGGAACAACAGUUAUUGGAGAGACAGAACCUCCUACUCAGCGUAGGAAGCAUAAUCACAAUUCAAGUGCAUCCAUGUUGCAUAUGGAACAAUCAAUAAGCCCAAAGCCCCUGCGUAUGGCCCCAUGUCUUCCUAAUCCUGUCGAACCAAGGACCCCAUUAAUAAUUAAUCAGAAGAGUGCUGUACCAGUUCCCACCGCACCAAACAAGCUUACCUAUAGUAUUGGUGAAUGCAUUGACUGCCUUGAUGCAAUGGAGGAAGUCAAACAAGGAAGUGACCUUUACUUGUUUGCAUUGGAUGUGUUCCUCAAGAAGGAAUAUAGGGAAAUCUUUCUUCAACUAAAGAAGGCCAGUGUAAGAAUUUCAUGGUUGCAGCGUCUGCAAUCAGUUGGUUCGCCAUUGAAAUAGGGUUGGUUUCUAGUUUAGAGUUUCUCUUGUUUGGUACAUAUAGCCUAUAAGUUGUUUUUUUGGAUAGAUUCGAAAAGAAAUUUUAUAAGGUUUUAAGUUUCUGUGGUCUUUUAAGAUGCUCUUGCACUUUCUUUUUAGCUUCAGAAAGCUAAAUGGGGGUUUAUAGGCCAAAGAAAUGAAUUUAUUUCUUUUUUUCUUGCAGUUCUUAAAGGUUCUUGUUCUUUUUAUGUUGCAGGUUGUUCAUCAACUGUCCUUAUAAUGUGAGACACCUUCCUUUUUUC